GUCCCGUGUACAUACCUUAGCUUACUAGGCCGAGACUGUAAAACAUUACCUAGAAUCCUCAACAAACAAACCCGUCUGUCGCCGACAACCGAUCAAGGUCCCGAGCCCUGCAGAAACGGAUUCGGAUCGUUCUUGUUCGGUUCGGAUGGCUCGGGGGGCCAGUCAAUUCGGAGCGAUAGCGAGAUUACGGCCAACGACGCGGUUCCCGGCUCUGCCUUCCCCGGGCUUGCUCUCGACGCCGACGCCUUUCGAUUGCUGAUACUCGAAUCGAGAGAUUUUCACGCUUCUUUCUCAAAAGAAUAUGCUUCGAGCGCGGCAUUCCCGCUCCCCAGACUGUGCAUCGUAGUCUGCUGAAGAUGAGGGUUGGGAUUCGGGAGCAGCUCGCAGCCCUCGUCGUCUUUGCCAUCCUCGUCGCGCUCGCAGUCGUCUCCAUCCCCGUAUGGCUCUAUGUCAAUGACUUUGUGGUUGGCGUCGAGUCGGGCGGUCUGUCCUUGACUGCCUCACUCAAGGCCGCACGCAUCUCGUCAGAACUCGACCUGAUCCAAACAAUCUGCACGACUCUUUCGAGCCGCUUGUUGCUGCAGAACGCCUUUCGGGAUUUCUAUAAUGCUAGCAUUCACAAUGAGAGUACCGACAGCCUUUGGACCCAAGCCCGAGAAGACAUCGCCAGCGCUUUCAGCCGCGCCGGUAACGCCGGUCUGCUUCAGGCUCGUCUGUACUCGCGCAAUUCGACCGGCGACCCCAAGGGAAUUCUCAGCCUGACCGGCAAUCUCAACGAGUCCGGCUCAGUCCUGUUGCCCUAUAAGACACCCGAUGGCGACCCAGUUUAUUUGGGCGAUCCCGAGUAUGGCUACCCGCCGUCGCUGUAUCCCAACAUCACCUACGUCAACUUGAACCGCCCGAACGAUUACAUGCCCAACACACCGGCCUAUUCGGCCACUGUUUUCCCCGGAGUGUCCCUGGGCAACGGGAGCAACGGAAACGGCAUCCUGCUUGGCCCGUUGGUCGUCAACUCGACGUUCGCCCUGAUUUCCGUCACCAUCCCCGUCCGCAUGAAUGGAAACACCGGCUUUAUCCUCGGAUACAUGACCCUCGUUGCUACUUCCAAAUCCUUGAUUGAGGUACAGCUUUCCGACGAAGGCCUCGGCCGUACCGGCAUCGUACUCUUUGUCGGUCCGACAAAUCCUUGGAAUCAUUUCAGCGCCGGUAUGACCGUGAGCAACGCAACCUGGACCCCGCCGAGAGACAAAUUUGAGCUAGAGACGGUGCGGUUCCUCCUCCCACCUGAACCCUUGAACGGUCAGCCAGACCGGCACGAUCAGCACAGCUUCGCUUCUGGCAAAUUCAGCAAUCCUUUCCAGCUUCGCCAGUAUCCCGCCGUGCUCGAUGUCUUGAUGAAGCAGAAUCCGGUUCCAAACAAUGCCACAAGCGACCUGUCGACGACCAAUGAACAAGGGUACGCGGUAGCCGUGGGCGUUGCCCGGCCGCAAACAUCGCUGGCAUCCUGGGCUGUCGUCGUCGAGCAGGAUCGGAGUGAGGCAUACGAGCCGAUUCAGACCCUGCGGAAUAUUCUCCUUGGCUGCGUCUUCGGCACUCUCGGCUUGGCCUUGGUCUUCGUCCUCCCCUGUGCUCACUUGUCCGUCAAGCCGAUCAGGCGUUUGAAAGCGGCCACUGAGAAGUCCAUAGCGCCGCCGGGCUAUGAGGACGACGAAGACGAGUCGGUGGAUGAGGAGAACCCCAGCUCGGGCGGUACUACAUCCGGGAGAGGAUCCGACCUAGGCGUUAUUGGCAGGAUCCGUCGCCAUAUCCGUAGGAGACGGAGGGCGAAAUUGAGGCAAGGGAUCGCCACGGACCCAAGCCGUCGGUCGUUCAAAAUACCAGCUAGGGUCCAGGACCGCAAGCAUUUCGUGACCGACGAGCUGACGGAGCUCACCCAAACUUUCAACGAGAUGACGGACGAGCUGCUAAAGCAGUACACCUCGCUAGACGAAAAAGUUGCUGAGCGAACCAGGGAACUCGAGCUCAGCAAGAAAGCUGCCGAGGCCGCAAACGAAAGCAAGACACUGUUCAUUGCCAACAUCUCUCACGAGCUUAAGACGCCCCUGAAUGGAAUUAUGGGCAUGUGUGCGGUGUGCAUGGAGGAAGAUGAUGUCAACAGGAUAAAACAGUCGCUGAAGACUGUUUACAGAUCGGGCGACCUGUUGCUCCAUCUACUCGAGGAUCUGCUCAGCUUCUCAAAGAAUCAGAUUGGGCAGCAAGUCAGGCUUGAGGAGCGAGAAUUCCGGCUGGGCGAUAUACCAUCCCAGAUAUUAGCCAUCUUUGACAAGCAGGUCCGCGAAGGCAAGAUCGCUUUCGCAGUCGACUUUGUCGGGGCCGAAAACCUAGAGCCCACUCCGACCUCUGAAGGGCGCACCAGCAUGGAUAAGAGGCUUCCGGCCCUAGGCCCUCUCGGGACUGGUAGGCUCAAAGAUAUGUGUCUCUGGGGUGACCAGCACCGGAUUCUGCAGGUCAUCAUCAACCUGGUCAGCAACAGCCUGAAGUUUACGCCGGCCGGAGGCAGGGUUGAAGUGAGGAUACGCUGUCUCGGCGAGACCGAGUCGUCAAGCGACGAGAGCAGGGCCUCAUCCUUUUCCAAGACGGGCUCGGGCCGUCAAGGGCGCCCCCGGCAUCGGAUCGGGUCGGGAUCCGCCAACUCGUUGAGCUCCAAGGGUGGCCAUUCACCGUCCUCUCCGCCCAAAGGAGGAACGGCCCUUUCCAUCAACCCUAUGGACCCAAAGCUUUCUACGCACGCUCACAGCAGGGAGCGGUCCCCUACGCCUCCGCCACCAAAUGCAAAGUCUUACCUUUUCGAAUUCGAAGUCGAAGAUACUGGGCCUGGGAUCCCUGAGAAUAUGCAACAGCAAAUCUUUGAGCCGUUUGUCCAGGGCGACCUUGGGCUGAGCAAGAAGUAUGGCGGCACCGGUCUUGGCUUAAGUAUAUGUUCGCAGUUGGCUACUCUCAUGGGAGGCAGUAUCUCGCUUAAAAGCACCGUGGGCGUUGGCUCGACUUUUACGAUGCAGAUUCCCCUCAGAUAUGUGAAGGAUCGUACCUCAAGCACAGCCUCCAGCAGCAUUCACUCGAGGCCUGGGAGCGUAGGCUCGAUAGACGGGGAGAACGUACGAAGCUCGAAGAUAUCGGCAGAGUUCCAGCACCAGCAGUCUUCCUCGGCCAUGCUUGAUAAGCAGCCGCGGCUAAUUGGCCUCAGCCAGCCCUUUUUCGCCACGAAUCCCGGGAGCCACAGACCUCGACUGAGCAAGGAAGACCAGAUGGCCGCCAUCGGCCGAGCCAUGGCAAACAAGUCGUGCCAGGGAAAGCUGCGGGUCCUGGUGGCCGAGGACAACCCAACCAACAUUGAGGUUGUCAGCCGAUUGCUGAAACUGGAGGACAUUUACGACGUCACCAUUGCCAAGGACGGCCAAGAAGCGUACGAACUGGUCAAGGCGGCCAUGGAGAACAAUCAGUUCUUUGACGUGAUUUUCAUGGACAUACAAAUGCCGAAUCUGGACGGUCUUCAGUCGACGCGCCUGAUCCGGAAGCUGGGUUACUCGGCUCCCAUUGUCGCGCUGACGGCCUUUUCCGAGGAAAGCAACGUCAAGGAGUGCAUAGAGUCCGGCAUGGACGAGUUCCUGAGCAAACCGAUCCGCCGACCGGCGCUGAAACAGGUUUUGAGGAAGUUCUCGACCAUUGAGGAAGAACCAGAGACGACAAGUAAAAAGACGACACCGGAUAAGACACCGCCAGGGCAGACGCCCGAGAGAGAAGCAAAGGAUCCCAUGGAAGAUGGGACAGCCACAGCAGGCGGCGGCGUGGUUAACGGCGCUCCCCUCUCACCUAUUUACUCGGAAAAAAUGGUGGAAUCACCACCGCUGACGCAGACACCUUCUCCGCUCACGCUCACUGACGGCACGACAUGAAGCCGAGUUUUUCCUUACCGUACUUACCGUACCUACCUACUUGACGGGCCGCCGCUUGGGGUUUUUGAUACUUCCAGCUGCUUUCGACUGUUCA
Molecule: messenger RNA, 4047 nt
Organism: Canariomyces notabilis
Lineage: Eukaryota; Fungi; Ascomycota; Sordariomycetes; Sordariales; Chaetomiaceae
Exons: 2
Coding region: 357-3953 (1198 amino acids)
Biological process (GO): protein autophosphorylation; phosphorelay signal transduction system
Cellular component (GO): plasma membrane
Molecular function (GO): histidine phosphotransfer kinase activity; phosphorelay sensor kinase activity
Source: RefSeq, a predicted model, not a curated record